Messenger RNA from Mytilus californianus (California mussel), 2263 nucleotides. Its product is annotated as neuronal acetylcholine receptor subunit alpha-6-like. Gene Ontology annotation, biological process: chemical synaptic transmission; regulation of membrane potential; monoatomic ion transmembrane transport. Bases 54 to 1382 code for a protein of 442 amino acids. The record is from RefSeq and is a predicted model, not a curated record. Gene Ontology annotation, cellular component: neuron projection; synapse; membrane. Gene Ontology annotation, molecular function: extracellular ligand-gated monoatomic ion channel activity; transmembrane signaling receptor activity; neurotransmitter receptor activity. NCBI's taxonomy places the organism in Eukaryota, Metazoa, Mollusca, Bivalvia, Mytilida, Mytilidae. The transcript is spliced from 6 exons.
AUAAGCUCUGUCGUGGGAUUUUAAGGAUAGCGUAACGGAGAAGACAUAUUAACAUGAAGCGGAAAAGGGUUAUUUUGAGUUUAAUUUUAUUUGAGAUAUUAUUUGUCGAUGCUGCUGGACAAGCGAAACCAGAGUACAGUACGGAUCUGGAGACAUCGCUUCGAAAUGAACUGUUUAACCAAUAUGAAGUCCUUCAAAGACCACAGGAAAAUGUUUAUGUCAAUGUGACCUUAACCAUUUUGACAGUGAACGACUUGAGCAUUAAAGAUCAAGCACUCUCAAUAUCAGGUUACUUAAAUGUGGCUUGGUCAGAUGAUCGACUAGAUUGGUCAAAUAGUUCCACGACUAUGCAAGACUAUACUAAUGUCAAAUUUUUGUUUAGUACUGAAGAAUAUGUUUGGAGACCAGCCCUUAUUAUAGAAAAUUCAGUGAACGAUAUAAGUAUCAUAAGCGAUAAAACCAUUCCAAUGCGUAUAAACAGUAGAGGGAUUAUCUAUUGGAGUCCAUCUGGUAUUUACGUAGUUAGUUGUGAAUCGGACACUACAUAUUAUCCCCUCGACUCACAGGAGUGUUCUAUUAAGGUUUCUUCGUGGGCUUACACGUCAACUGAAGUAUACUUAACAUUGGGAGCAGAUCCGAUUGAUUUGAGUUUUUAUUCAGCUAACGGUGAAUGGGAUCUAAUUGCAUCUAGUGGUACAAAAUCUGGUGAUAAAACAAGAGGCUCAGACUCGUUUUCAUCUUUAACGUUUACGGUCAAAUUGCAGAGACGACCUAUGUUCCACGUACUCAACACCUUAUUUCCGGUCGCAUUAAUGGCGGUCCUAAUAGCAAUGGUGUUCAAGCUAGAUGUAGAUUCUGGUGAAAAGAUCGGAUUUGCCUUGACUGUCCUGUUGGCCUAUGCUGUGUAUUUGACAAUGAUAUCUGAUAAUAUUCCCAGUACAUCAGUAACUGUUUGUUACCUGUCGUUGUACCUGGCAUUUAUUUUUUCCUUAGGGGGCAUAUCAGUAGUCCUUACAAUCUUUGUUCUCAGUUUACAUCACAAACCGGAAGAAGAUGAAAUACCACGAUGGGUGAAAUCUCUUACCAACACAGUUCUCCUUAAAAUGGCAUUAAUGAAAAGCUGUGGAAAAUGUUGCAGAAAUUCCAAAGUAGCAGAAGUGGUAUCCUUAUCCGACAAAACAGAGACCAAGAAACUAAAGAUAUCCGAGAAAUGUGAAUUCCCUAUUGUAGAAGCCACUGAAGAUAAAAAUGAAGACGGGAUUACUUGGCACAAGUUAUCAAUUAUUAUGGACAGAGUUUUCUUUAAUAUUUACCUUCUACUGAUAAUUUUGAGUACUAGUAUGCUACUAAUGGUGAUCUUUAUUCAUUAUUCCAAAGCAUAAUCAAACCAUUGCUUACCGGUAAAGGGAAGAUAAACUUGUAUAAUCUUUAUUUUUUCUGGAACAUAAUCCUGUUGUUAAUUGUAUAUUUUUAUUGAAGUCAAAUUGUAUAUAUCAAAAAUAUUGCCGAUUUUUUCGCUGCGUACUAUGCAUGUUUUCAUUUACCUUCAUCACGAAAGGCAGAUGCAAAAGUUCGGACAGCGAAAACUGAUUUUAUAGUAUCAAUAACAAUCAUAUAUUUAGAGUACUAAUAUUGCAUCACACUAAUAAAAGGAAUCACUUACUGUUCCCUUUUUUUACAUUACCUUUAGUACGACAACAUAGAAUAAUUACAAAAAGUCAUUUUCCAUGUUUCCUUUUUUUCGUCAUUCUGUAAUGUAUAACGAAAGUUUAGCUUUGAAAACAAAUCUAGGAUUUCUUAAACUGAACAGCACUGUAGUUGUUAACAUUAUCGUUCUUUGUUCUAUGGUGGAUAGUUUCUUAUUUUUGUACUGUACCACUAUUUGCAAAAGUUUUCGUUAAUGAUGUUUUGGAUGUUCUAUUUUUAUAUAGACUAUUUUAUGCUCCCAAUUGUUCAUAAAAUGUAUUCAGCGUAUCUGACCUUUGUACUAUCAGACGAAAUAUGCUUAUUAUAGAAAUUUGGUUUUCCUUUUUUUUUGCAUUGAACAUAGAAUAAUUGAAUUUAAUAUGAUUGAUGUUUACAAGUAAGUGGCAUGUGCACAAUUAUAUUGGAUGUUUUUAUUAUGAAACUUUGACGAUGCAAUAAGCUACAUACAUUGAGGGAAAAAAAAUUCUUUGUGAUAGUUCAAUCAUUUAUUAUCGUAUUAACCACUAUAUUAUAAUAUUGUAUAUCGUUUUUUUAAUAAAUAUAAUGUAAUUUCUAA